Molecule: messenger RNA, 1961 nt
Organism: Hydra vulgaris (swiftwater hydra)
Lineage: Eukaryota; Metazoa; Cnidaria; Hydrozoa; Anthoathecata; Hydridae
Product: phosphatidylserine synthase
Biological process (GO): phosphatidylserine biosynthetic process
Molecular function (GO): L-serine-phosphatidylethanolamine phosphatidyltransferase activity
Source: RefSeq, a predicted model, not a curated record
AACUUAUAAUCAAACCGCGUCCGUCUGUUGACUUUGUUUAUUUUUUUUAAGUCAAAAUUUAAUUGUGUUUGUUAUGGCUUCAUCAGAAGAAGAUAUUGACCGCAAAUACAGAUCUAAAAAAGGGUCAUUUUCUUAUACAACUUCUUGUGACGAAUUCGAUGAUGAAGAUCCCGGAGAACAAAGAGUUGAAGAUGUUACGAUACAGUUUUUUUACAAACCUAGAACUAUUACUAUGCUUGCAGCUCUUAUCUUGCUUAUGAUUUAUUUUGCGUUUGAAAGAAAUGCCGACAUAAAUCAGCACGAUAAUUUUUGGCAUGGAACACUUGGUGUUGUGGGUAGUUUUCUGGUUAUUUCAUUGCUUAUAUGUCCUAAUGGACCGUUUGUUAGACCACAUCCUGCAGUUUGGAGACUAGUGUUAGGUAUAAGCAUAGUGUAUACUUUGGCUUUGGUUUUUGCCAUGUUUCAACGUUACAAUGAUAUUAUAACGAUUCUGCGUUACUUUGACCCUGAACUUACAGAUGCUAAACCAGAUACUAAGACCUAUGCAGAUGAUUGUUCUUUAAGUGUUCUUUGGUCUCGCAUUGAUAUAUUUGUUGUUGCUCAUUUUCUUGGUUGGAUGAUGAAAGCAUUAAUGUUAAGGCAUGCAGGUCUUUUAUGGCUUCUAAGCAUUAUGUGGGAAGUAACAGAGAUUGCUUUUGCUCAUCUGCUGAAAAAUUUUCAAGAAUGUUGGUGGGACUCCAUCUUAUUAGAUAUACUUAUUUGUAACGGUCUUGGAAUUCACUUUGGGCUAUACGUCUGUAAAAAACUUGAAAUGAGAAAGUAUCACUGGGAAAGUAUAAAAGAUAUUCAAGGAACAUCUAAAAGAAUUCGAAGAGCUGUUUUGCAGUUUACUCCAAUUAGUUGGACAGAGGUUCGAUGGUUUGAUCCAAAAUGUGUGAAAAUGAGAUUUAUAGGACUUUGCGGUUUAGUUAUUAUAUGGCAGAUAUCAGAGUUAAACACAUUUUUUCUCAAACAUAUUUUCAUUAUACCAACUGGACAUUGGAUAAAUGUUGCGCGUGUCAUUUUUAUUGGCAUUGUAGCUGUACCCUCACUUAGGCAAUUUUACAUAUAUAUAACAGACACACGUUGCAAGAGAGUUGGAACCCAGUGUUGGAUGUUUAUCUGUAUCACAUUUUUGGAGUUUACAUUAAGUGUCCGUCACGCACAAGAGCUUUUUUCACAGACAGAGUUUAUAAGCAUAGCCUGCUGGCUGGGAUUUAUGAUAGCAGUUUGUCUUGUUAUAGUUUAUCUUGUUGUGAUGUGGGGUAGUAAACAAAUGACCAAACGUGAAAAAGAAAUCAAACGAUCAUCUCAUCAUCAUUUGCAUUAUAACAGUCAACGUGAUAGAGAGUACGAAGGUGACAACGAAGAAAUUACGCCAAAAAAAGAAAGAGGGUUACGAAAAGUUUUGAAAAAUAAGGACGCAUAAACUGAUAGAAAUUUUAGAUUUUUAAGAAAUGCGUCGUUCCAGUUAGUAUUAGACCUUAGGAAUCGUGCAAAUUGCUCGAUUAUAAUAGUAUUUGGACUUGAAUGUUUUAGAUUUAGGUAUAUAUUAUUUAUGAGGCAUGCCAACCCUUUUGUAAUUUACGCAACUUUUUCACAAUAUCCCCAAAAACUGUAUAUGUUAAGGCAUUGCACAUGUGUGUCAUUGCUAAUUCAAUAUAUUCAAAAUUCUUAUAUUUACCUUAUUUUUUUUAAUGCGCUUACCAUUUUUUGUGUUUCUAUAUAUAAAUAUAUAACCCUAGAGGUGGGCUUGUCUGAUAUUUAAAUUUAAGCAAAAAAAAAAAAUUUAGCGUGGUGAUGUAGAACGAUUUGGUUUUUGAAAUGUUAACAAGGGUAAUAUUUAUUGUCAUGUAUUGUCUUAAUGAUUUUACUGAAGGUAAUAUUAAAUUAUAGUCUCAUAAUAUUAGACUUAAACUCAA